Carassius carassius (crucian carp) is the source of this 2444-nucleotide messenger RNA. RefSeq names its product S-adenosylmethionine sensor upstream of mTORC1-like. Gene Ontology annotation, biological process: negative regulation of TORC1 signaling. NCBI's taxonomy places the organism in Eukaryota, Metazoa, Chordata, Actinopteri, Cypriniformes, Cyprinidae. The coding region runs from base 52 to 1209 and encodes 385 amino acids. Gene Ontology annotation, molecular function: S-adenosylmethionine-dependent methyltransferase activity. The record is from RefSeq and is a predicted model, not a curated record. The transcript has 5 exons.
ACGUGCGUGCGUUCUGUCGGAGCCGGUGCGCCGGUAGCCAAGUGCUGUACUAUGGACCUGCGGAGCAGCGCUGAGACAGAGUCAGAUCUCUCCGUCGCGACGGAGCUGCAGUGCAGGAAGCAGGAGCAGGAGAAGCUCUCGGGGGUGGUGAAGAGCGUGCACCGAAAGCUCCGCAGGAAAUACAUUGAAGUGGGAGAUUUCGAGAAAAUAUGGCGUGAACAUUGUGAAGACGAGCAGACUCUUAGCAAAUAUGCCAUGGCCAUGAAGAACUUGGCUGACAACCACUGGGCGAAUAAAUGCGAGGGCGAGGGGCGCAUCGAGUGGUGCCGCAGUGUUUGCCAGGAGUACUUCCAUGAUGGAGGGAUGAGGCGAGUGUUGGAGAAGGAUGAGAAAAGCGCUAGGCAUGCCGCAGCUGGGAAUAACACAUCCGCAGACUCUCCAACACAAUCAUCCUCUUCAAGCAGCUCAAUGUUCCAGCUUGGGAGGAUACGACUGCUGGAUGUGGGCAGCUGUUUCAAUCCCUUCCUGAAGUUUGACGAGUUUCUGACUGUUGGUAUCGACAUUGUGCCAGCAGUAGAGAGCGUCUACAAAUGCGACUUUCUGAACCUGCAGCUGCAGCAGCCUUUGCAGCUGGCCAGCGACGCCUUGGAUGCCUUCCUGCGGCAGCUGCACGGCCCCAUCGACGCUUUACCUGCCCAGUUAUUUCAUGUAGUAGUCUUCUCCCUGCUUCUCUCCUACUUCCCCUCGCCCUACCAGCGCUGGCUCUGCUGCAAGAAAGCACAUGAACUCCUGACCCUGAACGGCCUGCUUCUCAUCAUCACCCCUGACUCCUCCCACCAGGGCCGGCACGCACUUAUGAUGCGCAGCUGGCGAGUUGCAGUGGAGUCUCUGGGCUUCAAGCGCUACAAGUACGUCAAGUUCUCCCACAUGCACCUGAUUGCUUUCCGCAAGGAGUCGCCCACCACCAGCAGCGACCUGGUCAGCCGCAACUACCCGGAGAUGCUUUACAUCCCGCAGGACUUUAACACGCUCGACGAGGACGGAUUCACAGAUUGCUACGAACCUCCGCGCUCUGAGUUCGAGGACGAGCAGUUGGCUUGUAGCUUCGGAGAACUGCCAGACACACCGUACGAUUCGGACUCGGGCGAGAGCCAGAGCAGCUCGGCUCCCUUCCACGAGCUGGAAGACUCUAUUUUGCUGCAGAGCUGAACUUGUUUACUGCCCCUCUUGAUAUUCAGUACCCUAUUUUCACGCUGCCAAAAUUGCUCUGCUGCGUUUGUGUACUCGACCCCUUUUUAAGAAGCAAAAAGUUUGCACAGAGUGAAUGAGGACGUUUAAGUGGGCGUUGAUUUUUUUAAGAGUGUGCAAGACAUCAUUUUGAACACAAAUGCACACACCAAACAAUCUUAACUAAGAAAUAGAAGUGGUUUUGUAACAGAAGAAGCUGAGGGAUUUCAGGUCGAGAAAGAUUUUGCUCACCCCGUUUUCUCAUUUUUAGAAUGACUGGAUAAACCUUUUCAGACUAGCUUAACUUAUACCUUAGUCGUAGUUAUCAUCAAUGUCAAAAGAUCCAACCUUCAGAUGCCAUACUGUUUUGGACUUUUUCAGCUGAAUUUUGUAAAAGUAUAGUUUGUCUGAAAAUGCCGUUUCAAGCCUGAAUGACGUCCGUCUUCUCUGAAAUACAUAUAUUUAGAAAAAUGCCUCGGUGUAAUUUUGUCCGUACAGUCAAUCAAUGUUACUUUCAGUAACAAUGAAACUUAGCGGAGUCCAAAACGAUGUUGUUUUGAACCCCGUUGAGUUUUAUUGUUACUAAAAGUGACAUUGAAAUGAAAGUUACAAUGAAAGUCCAUUGUAAGAACAAAAAUAGUUCAACAUUAAAGUAAAAAGGAAUUAAUACACAUUUGGAACAUGGUGGUGAAUAAUAUUUCGAUUUUUGCGUGAACUAUCCAAUUAAUGGUUCAAUUCUUAGCUGGUUUUCACUGGACAUUUUCGAUGGCAAUUUCAGCCAUCUGUUCUCUACUGACUUUUUAGAGUAGCCUUUAUCAAUGAUAUUUGUAGCAUUUUUAGUGUCUGCAGAACUUGUGCGUGUUUGGUAAUGUGACAUUGUAACUGUGAAUGUGGAUUUCUCGCUUCAACAAGGUACAUAUCACGCAGAGUAGUCCUAGUUUUUCAGAACAAACAAUCUGGCAAGUGACUGGAUUGGAUGCAUGCGAUCAAAUGGCCCGAAAGUAGCUGCGUGUCUGCCUUCGUUUUUGUUUUAACCACUAAUAUAACCAGUAAUAUCCGAUUACUUGUCAGCAGUAUGUAGUAUGGAACAGAUUUCUCUGCAUUUCGCCAUAAUGUGACUUUGAAUAGGAUGAUUGUUUACUCUUGACUGUUUACUCUCGAAACCUUCGGUUGCUCUAAAUCUACUUCCUGUAUCAUUGUCUGGUGUAUAUCCCAUU